AUGGAGAUUCUCUUUUUUAAAAGUAAAUGUGGUUCAGAAUCGUUUAUCAAAAAAUAUGAAUUGCUUAAAUCUGUAAUCGUGCCUACAAUAAAUUUUAACUCUGUACUUACACACGAUGCAUACCAAUGUCAUCCAAGGACGGCAGUAUAUAAUAUUUGUUUCAAAAUGAAAACUGUUGUAUCAGUAAGGAUGUUCCCCUACAAUCAGUCGGUUCCAGCCUCUAUCCUACUUGAUUCUACUCCAACAUGGAAACAUUCCAGCCGACCACCGAACUGCAGCCAUAUAGAAGAAGAAAAAGCAAAGUUCAAUGUCAUAUUCCAUAAACCUCACCAACUAUGUACGACACGUCUACAACUAAUACACUUAGGCUUUAUAGCCGUGGUUUUGUCGCUGUCGCACAUUUUGAACACAACUCAACAAAUUCUGAGAAACCGAUAUGAGGUUGGCAUCCUUACGCCUACAAACUCCUGCUUCGGCGAAACAAAAACCGACUUUAAUAGUUAUUGA
Molecule: messenger RNA, 507 nt
Organism: Mycotypha africana
Lineage: Eukaryota; Fungi; Mucoromycota; Mucoromycetes; Mucorales; Mycotyphaceae
Exons: 3
Coding region: 1-507 (168 amino acids)
Source: RefSeq, a predicted model, not a curated record